Molecule: messenger RNA, 645 nt
Organism: Fusarium fujikuroi IMI 58289
Lineage: Eukaryota; Fungi; Ascomycota; Sordariomycetes; Hypocreales; Nectriaceae
Exons: 3
Coding region: 1-645 (214 amino acids)
Source: RefSeq, a predicted model, not a curated record
AUGAGCGCCACAGGCACAGUCCGAGACACUAAGCACGGCAGUAUCGGUGAGGUUGAAGCCGGCAAAGGCGUCAUCACCCGAUACGCCGAUGGCCGACCAACGCGCUUCACCUUCAAGACAAAGUUUGAUCGCCCCCCAAGGGUCCAGAUCACGCCAAUCUUCAUCGACCCAAAGUCGGCAUUUAAGCAAUACUGGAUUUAUCAUCUUGCUCCUUCUGGUGACCAGGCCGUCGACGAGUCUGGCUUCUACCUGGGAUGUUGCGGUGAGACGGUGGGAAUCCAUCUGGCCGGCACCUCCCGCCGAAGCAGGGUUUGUUACCCGAUCUUCUGGGAAAUUGCCCGGGACUCAUUCAACGACCUGAAUAAGAUCUUGGGCCUCAAUGAAGCCAUUGAUAAGCUCCUAGAUUUUGACUACGAAGCAGAGUCUUCGAACGGAUGGUCCAUUGAGCAGAAGAUCUGGGGAGUCCGUGUUGCAAUCGACAUCCUUGAGGACAUUCUCGACUCCCCUGAUGUCGCCGAGGCCUUCCGUCUCGGUAAGGAGAGUGCAGAGAACUGGGUUGAGCAUGCCCAUCUCUUAAAACCUGGCAUGAAUGUUUCGCCCUACAUGUCCGCUAUGCAGGAUCCCCUAUAUCCGUGCAGGAUGUGA